ACUGUAAGAUGUUCACAAAUCGAAAUGGAAAGAAAACGGGAUCGGUAUGCGAAGGCACUGCAAGUGGCAAGGGAAAUCAGUUCCAUGACUCAUGAAGCUAAGAGGGAUAGCUGCCAGGACUGUGAAGAACUGAAAAGACAGCUGAAGGGCGCAGAGGAGGGGCAAAAGGCAAAUGCAGAGGAACGUGACCAGCUGAGAAGAAAAUUGGAGGACUCAGAGGAAAAAUACGAAUUGGGACGGAUGCUAAGACUCAUGAAGAAGAUUGUGAGCCAGAUUGAGCAGCUCUUGCCCAAUCCGACAGCAGAAGCCAGCAAGGUUGACAUCGGAUAUGGAGUGCUUGUGGAGGCAACCACUCUUGCAAGAAUCGAGUCUCAAUGUGCAAACCCUGCCAACACAUAUGCACGGGUGCUAUUGAGCAAUGUCUUUGGACGGGAGAACCUUAUUGGGAAGUCGCUCUACGGAGUGCAAUCGAAUGCCAACAAGGGCAGUGAUGCGAAGCCGCCAUUGGACCGUGAAAAGCUGGAUGCUGUUCUUGGAGAAGGCCUAACUCUGACCACGACGGAGGCAACCACUCAGGAAGUUUUCCUUGAUACUACGACUGCGAUUACUACGACCUUGGUGCCAACUAAGACUACCCAUACCACGGCUACUACGACCACAGCGCCAAUUGAGACUACUACUACGACUACCACCACGACUACAACCACCACGACUACCACCACUACGACGACAACGACAACCACGACUACUACUACCACCACCUUGAAACCACCUUUGCCUCAUAAGUUUCUUGCCUGCGUCAGUUCAGUCGUUCAGGCAAUAUUUCACCCACUCGAUGAUGUCUGUUACUUCAUGUUCUUCACCGUCCAAGACAUCAAUCAACUAAAAAACAAGAAUCUCGGUCUUGCGAGAAGCAAAGUUGGUAUCGACAUACCGAGCUCAAAAGCCAACGCUAAUCAGGGCAAACUUGAAAGUUCCAUCGCAGCGUACUGGCCAAAGAUCAGAGACUUCGCUGUCCUGGACAUGGAAGUCCGUCCAAGUGUUUCAACUUAUGUCAGUCAUGUCCAAGCAUUUCUAACAGAAACGGACAGACUUCUAAAUAUCCAUAUGAGAGCAGAACCAACGCCAAGGAGGAACGUUGGCUACGUGCUUCUAGGUGUGGCCAUACUCCGGGGAAGCCAACAACCAAGCAUCCUCAUGGCUAACUUCAAUCAACUUGUACAAGUAAUUAAGCCAGACGCAUUGGUGUACCGAGCAACUCUUAAUCGUAAUAUAAUGGACCCAAACGUAUGCAGGGCUACAGGACCGUCACCCUUGCAGGGACCUGGCAUGCCGUCUAUGCAGUCAUCAUUCGUUGAGUCGCUGUCAUUCAGGCAUGUGACUGGGUUCCAACCGCUGCCUUUGAAAACAGCGGAAGUGCUCUCUUUCAGCGCUGCGGCCCUUAUAACUGCCUACACGGAUGCUUAUAGACCACUCACAGCUCCAUGCCGGAGUGUCACCCAGGCGAAUCCAAAAGAAUUGGUGUGCCAAAAGGAACGAUAUCAUGAUAUAGUGAUCAAACGUAAUUUGUACCUUGAAACCGACACCAUCCGAUUCGACAAAUGGGGCGGUACGUUCGACAGCACUGUCAAAGUAGCGUACGACUCGGAUUGCACUAUGUCGACAAAGAUGUGUUGGUCUUUCCAAAACCAUAACUUCACGGGCGGCUACGUCAUCUUCGACGUUCACUUUCACUACCUGUGUUCAGCACCACCAGCAUUAGUAGAUUCCAAGGGUGACUUUGGCGUUGUGAAGCGGGCAAAAGUUAAUAUGAACAAGAACGACCAGGGGAUAAAGUGCGGGGACUCGUGCUGAUAAGCUCAUGCGAAGAAUGUGAUUACCGUUUGGAUGCGGAGUAUUGUUUACAUGGCCGUGAAGCAAUCUGAUAUGAUGCAAUAUAUG
Molecule: messenger RNA, 1941 nt
Organism: Ornithodoros turicata
Lineage: Eukaryota; Metazoa; Arthropoda; Arachnida; Ixodida; Argasidae
Exons: 13
Coding region: 25-1854 (609 amino acids)
Source: RefSeq, a predicted model, not a curated record